CGCCCCUUUAACAUCGCGCGCAAUGGACGCCAAGUCGCAAUCGAUCGUCGCCUUCCUGCAGUCGUGCGGCGAGGCGGCGCCCUCGCUCGCGCCCAACUAUGCGCGCAUGGAGGAGCUGUACAAGCGCAAGCUGUGGCACCAGCUCACGGUACUGCUCGAGGAGCACCUCGGAGAGGAGGCGGCGGCGGCGCAGCUGGGCGGGCUGUACGAGACGUUCGUGAGCGACUUCAAGCACAAGCUCAACAAGCUCGCCCUUGCCCGCAUCCAGGUCGCCGUCGCACUCAACAAGUGCGCCGACGCCGACGAGGUGUCAGCGUUCGCCGAGGCGGCGCUGGCCGACCACGCCGGCGAACUGGAGAGCGGCGCCUUCGUGCUGUGCGAGCUGUCGCGCAUGCUGCUGCGCUUCGGCAAGCAGGAGGCCGCGAAGGAGAAGCUGGACGCCGCCGCCGCGAAGAUUGAGGGCGCUGCUGGGGUGACGCCCGAAGUGCAGGCGGCCUUCUACCGCGCACGCGCCGGCUACUACAAGGUGCUGGGUCCCGCGGCAGAGUUUUACCGCGCGGCGCUGCUGCUGCUCGCCGACCUCGGGAUCGCAGCGCUGGUCGGCGAGAAGCUGUACAACUUUGGCGAGCUGCUCGAGCACCCGGUGGUCGCCACGCUCGAGCAGACACAGUACGCGUGGCUCGCCCAGCUACUGCGCGCGUUCAACGGUGGCGACAUUGAGCAGUACGAGGCGCUGGUUGCGCGCGAGCACGUGCAGCUCGAAGCCCAGCCCGCGCUGCUCUCAAACACGCUCUUCCUCAAGGAGAAGAUCACGCUCAUGUGCCUCACCCAGACCCUCUUCCAGCGCACCGGUCCGGGGGCCGACCGCAUCGUCCCGUUCGCGCACAUCGCCACCGCCGCCAAGCUGCGGAUGGAGGAGGUGGAGAUCUGCCUCAUGCGAGCCCUCUCCCUCGGCAUCAUCCGCGGCGUCAUCGACCAGGUCAACCAAACUCUCACCGUCACGUGGGUGCAGCCGCGCGUGCUGCAGCAGCCGCAGAUCGCAACGAUGGCCGAGCGGCUGCAGUCGUGGGCCUCCACCGUCUCCUCCACCCUCACAGAGCUCGACGCCCUCACCCCAGAGUUCGCCGCCUGAGCCGAGAGGGGGGGAGGGUUCUGUUCCGAGUCUCCAGAGCCGGCCGCCACCUGCCCCGCGCCACAGUCUGCCCCCCCCCCCCUCCCCGAGCUCUUCUCCGCUUGUUGGCCCGCCUGAGUGAGCGCGCACGGGUGUGUCGGCCUUUCGACGACCGCGUGUGACUCGCUGCUUCCGAGCGGUACCCGCCCCUGUCCGGUCUUGCCGCAGUGCUGGGCUGGUCGCUGGAGCCUUGCCCGGACACAAUAUAAAGGUAAGAUGGCUCUGUGCAGGAGCCAGCACA
Emiliania huxleyi CCMP1516 is the source of this 1412-nucleotide messenger RNA. RefSeq lists its product as hypothetical. The transcript has 11 exons. Gene Ontology annotation, cellular component: proteasome regulatory particle, lid subcomplex; nucleus; cytosol. Gene Ontology annotation, biological process: ubiquitin-dependent protein catabolic process. Gene Ontology annotation, molecular function: structural molecule activity. The record is from RefSeq and is a predicted model, not a curated record. Lineage: Eukaryota; Haptophyta; Isochrysidales; Noelaerhabdaceae. Bases 23 to 1132 code for a protein of 369 amino acids.